CCGAAUACCCCGCCGCUUAUAUGAGAGGUUAUUCUGUUGACCAAGCUACCAGCUCAUCAUAGAGCUACCAGCCCAACACAUCACCUUUCCAGCCCGGACAGAGCAGGAUGUCAGCCAGCAAGCCAGUCCUGAUCUCAGGCGGCGGCCUCGCAUCGCUGCUGCUUGCCCAGUCCCUGCGGCUGUCCAACAUCCCCUUCAAGAUCUUUGAGCGCGAUGCAUCGUUUGUAUUUCGCGCGCAAGGGUACCGACUGCGCCUGUCACCAGAAGGUCUCGACGCCAUCGAGUCUGUCCUCGAUCCGCAAACAUUCCAGCGGUUCUGGGACAGAUGUGGCAAAACAGGCGGCAGUGGCUUCGUCGCAUUCGAUGCUGUGACUGGGGAGCAAAUCGAGCACGAGACAUCUGGCAGCCUGGCCUCACGGGGGGGCAAGAUCGUCGGUAUAGCUCGGGGAGACAUGCGCAAGGUAUUCGCAGAGGGCUGCGAAGAACACAUCGAAUGGUCCAAGCACGUCGCGGGCUACGAACUGACCGAUGACGGCGUGAGGGCGAUAUUUGCCGACGGCACCAAGUCAGUCGAAGGUUCGAUGCUGAUCGGCGGCGAGGGCAUCUACUCCAAGGUCGCCAAGCAGCUAUCGGGUGGGAGGCUCAAGGUCUACGACACAGGCGCCAGGGGUAUCCACGGCCAGGCGCCAAGUACGGCGUUCAAGGGCCUGGGCGAGGGAGUCUUCAGGCUGCGAGACGAUACACGUCCCAAUGGCGCAAUCUUCGCCAUUACCAAUGUGCGCCCUGGUGACAUGGAUAACCCCGACAUCCAGUUCGGCUGGACGAUGGGGGGCCAACCAGGCGUGGUCCGCGCCCCCAACGACGACUACACCAUCAUGGGCAAGGAGGCUGCAGAUAUCGCCAAGUCGCUCACCAAAGACUGGCACCCUCGGUUUAAGCCGCUGUUCGAUGAGAUGAACGAGUGGGAAGCCACCUUCUGGAAGAUCACAUGUUCGACGCCUUCAGGUGUGCCGGAAUGGCCCAACGACCCUCGCGUGACCGUCAUUGGUGAUGCUGUCCAUUCCAUGACACCCGCAGGAGGCAUUGGGGCCAACACUGCCGUUCGAGAUUCCGCCCUGCUUGGGAGGUUGUUGCGCGAAGCUGGUGGCUACAAGCCCGGCAUCACUGCUGCUUACGAGAAGGAGAUGAGGGUUUACGCCAGCGAGGCUGUGCAGAAGAGUUAUUCUACUGCCACUACCUCAUUUGGCGUUAAUAUUGAUGAAGAGUCGAGUCCUACGGUAUAAAUAUUAGAAUUAUAAAGAAACAGAAGUCUGC
This is a messenger RNA of Phialemonium atrogriseum, 1314 nucleotides long. RefSeq lists its product as uncharacterized. Bases 108 to 1283 code for a protein of 391 amino acids. Gene Ontology annotation, molecular function: FAD binding. Lineage: Eukaryota; Fungi; Ascomycota; Sordariomycetes; Cephalothecales; Cephalothecaceae. The record is from RefSeq and is a predicted model, not a curated record. The transcript has a single exon.